CGAAUUGUUUUGAGCGCUGCUAUUCACUCUGUCACCACAAUGCACUGCAUCUGAGCUCUGUGCCCAGCUGGGACGCGCCCAUGCCUCAGUCGAUUCUGUUUGGAGGCUGGUUUUAUUAAAAACACAUUUGGUUAGAGGGGAGGAGAAACACGAAACAAGAAACUAGAAGAAACAAGAAACACAGACACAGCGCUCACGAAACACACGGAGAAAACUUCAGGGACUUGAGAACCGAGAUUAAGGAACCAGUGAGGCUGCGUUGCCAUGGCGGAGGUGUUCUCCUCUGGGGUUGCGGCCCGCUUGCAGAUGCUGCGGGACCGGGAGGAUGGUUUGGGUCAGAACCACAAGGCUGUGAAGUACAUGAACCAGGACUUUGAGUUUCUGAGACAGAACUGCCUCCAGAACCGGGUCCUCUUCACUGACGACAUCUUCCCAGCGGACCUGCCCUCCCUGGGGUUCAAGGAGCUGGGGCCACACUCCUCCAAAACACAGGGGGUGCGCUGGAAACGACCCACCGAGAUCUGCUCGAACCCUCAGUUCAUUGUGGACGGAGCGACUCGCACAGACAUCUGCCAGGGAGCGCUGGGGGACUGCUGGCUGCUCGCUGCCAUCGGCUCCCUGACCCUGAAUGAGACGGUGCUGCAUCGCGUGGUUCCACACGGGCAGAGCUUCCAGGAGCAAUAUGCUGGCAUCUUCCACUUCCAGUUCUGGCAGUUUGGCGAGUGGGUGGACGUGGUGAUUGAUGACAGGCUGCCGGUGAAGGAUGGAAAGCUGCUGUUCGUUCACUCGUAUGAAAAGAACGAAUUCUGGAGCGCCCUGCUGGAGAAAGCGUACGCCAAGGGGGUCAGAGAUGUUUCUCCCCCUGACCUGUACAGCAUCAUCAACAAGGCACUGGAGAGGGGCUCCCUGCUGGGGUGCUCCAUUGACAUCACAAGCAACCUGGACAUGGGCCGUGACUUUCAAGAAGCUGGUGAAGGACAUGCCUACUCAGUGACCAGCCUGGAGAGUUCUGGGGUGUCCUACAGAGGGAUGCCCACCAAGCUGGUCCGAAUCAGGAAUCCCUGGGGAGAAGUGGAGUGGACUGGAGCCUGGAGCGACAGCUCAUCGGAGUGGAACUACGUGGACCCGGCUGUGCAGAGCAAGCUGAGAGUGAAGUGCGAGGACGGGGAGUUCUGGAUGUCCUUCAGUGAUUUCCUGCGGGAGUUCUCGCGGCUGGAGAUCUGCAACCUGACUCCCGACACUCUGAAGUCGGAGAAGAUCCGGAAGUGGAACACCUCCCUGUAUGAGGGGGCCUGGAGGAGGGGCAGCACUGCGGGGGGCUGCAGGAACUACCCCGCCACGUUCUGGAUCAAUCCACAGUUCAAGGUGUGUCUGCAGAACGCUCAGGACAAGGGGGCAGAGUCAGGCUGCAGCUUCCUGGUCUCGCUCAUGCAGAAGUAUCGCCGUCAGCAACGCAAAGAGGGGAAGGACAUGGAGACCAUCGGAUUCGCUGUGUACGAGUGUCGAGGUCAGUCUGGGGUUCAUCUCAAGCGUGAGUAUUUCCUGACGCACGGCUCCACGGCUCGCUCGGAGCUCUUUAUAAACCUGCGGGAGGUCAGCUCCCGAUUCACACUGCCUGCUGGGGAAUACAUCAUCGUACCCUCCACCUUUGAACCCCAGAAAGAGGGCGACUUUGUACUGAGAGUGUUCUCGGAGACCCACGCCGACUCAGAGGAGAUGGAUGAUAAGGUCACAGCUGAGCUCCAGGAUGAGAAAGAGUUGGAUGAGAGUCAGAUUGAUGCAGGCUUCAAGAAUCUCUUCAGACAGCUGGCUGGCGAGGACCUGGAGAUCAGUGGGGCGGAGCUGCAGACCAUUCUCAACAGGAUUAUCAACAAACAUAAAGACCUGAAGACAGACGGCUUCUCGAAGGACUCAUGCCGCAGUAUGAUCAACCUGAUGGACAAAGAUGGCAACGGCAAGCUGGGACUCACAGAGUUUCAUGUGCUGUGGGAAAAGAUCAAACGCUACCUGACGGUGUUCCGUAAGUUUGACCUGGAUAAGUCUGGAACCAUGAGCUCCUACGAGAUGCGCCUUGCACUGGAGUCUGCAGGUGAGUGUGUGUGCGUGUGUGUGUGUGUCUGUCUGUCUGUCUGUCCGCUCGGCAUCGCCGUGGUCCUGUCCGGAGAGAAGUGUCACAGAGUUCCUGUGGACGGGCUGUGUGGCUUCUUACAGCUCUGA
This is a messenger RNA of Polyodon spathula (Mississippi paddlefish), 2217 nucleotides long. Its product is annotated as calpain-1 catalytic subunit-like. Gene Ontology annotation, biological process: proteolysis. Lineage: Eukaryota; Metazoa; Chordata; Actinopteri; Acipenseriformes; Polyodontidae. Gene Ontology annotation, molecular function: calcium-dependent cysteine-type endopeptidase activity; calcium ion binding. Gene Ontology annotation, cellular component: cytoplasm. The record is from RefSeq and is a predicted model, not a curated record. The coding region runs from base 265 to 2217 and encodes 650 amino acids. The transcript has 20 exons.